AUGGCAUCAACAAGGUCACGGAGACCUAAAAGGAACCCUAUACAAGAAGCUACCUAUUUUUCAUCCUUGGGAAAAGACAAGAAUGACUUUGACAUAAAAUACAUAAAUUCUUUUAAAGGUCGAGGUGUGUUCAGCUGCCGGGACUUUCAAAAAGGAGAUUUUCUUAUUGAAUACAGAGGGGAAGUCAUAACAAAAAAGGAACAAGAAUGCAGGUCGAAAGUGUAUCAUAAAGCACUCAAGGUUUUCAUGUUUGAUUUCCAUUUUAAUGGAAAUCAGUUUUGUGUCGAUGCUUCCAGAGAAGAUGGUUCUCUAGGGAGACUCGUUAAUGAUGACCAUCUGAAUCCAAAUAGCAAAAUGAAAAUAAUACGAGUGGACAGAAGGCCCCAUUUGUGUUUGUUUGCACUCAAGGACAUUAGUCCAGGAGAAGAAAUCACGUAUAACUACGGUGAUUCUGAUUGGCCAUGGAGAAGCAAGAUUUCCAAAGAGAUACCUGACCAGCCUUCUAAAGUGGCCAUGUGCAGUUCCCUCAGUGACAGCACUGACCAGAUGCCCCAAGAGAUACUUGUCCAGCCUUCUGAAGUGGCCAUGUGCAGUUCCCUCAGUGACAACACUGACCAGGUGCUGACAUUAGGAGGACUGUGA
Periophthalmus magnuspinnatus is the source of this 642-nucleotide messenger RNA. Its product is annotated as histone-lysine N-methyltransferase set-1-like. The record is from RefSeq and is a predicted model, not a curated record. Lineage: Eukaryota; Metazoa; Chordata; Actinopteri; Gobiiformes; Gobiidae. Bases 1 to 642 code for a protein of 213 amino acids. The transcript is spliced from 6 exons. Gene Ontology annotation, molecular function: protein binding.